Odocoileus virginianus texanus is the source of this 4769-nucleotide messenger RNA. The record is from RefSeq and is a predicted model, not a curated record. NCBI's taxonomy places the organism in Eukaryota, Metazoa, Chordata, Mammalia, Artiodactyla, Cervidae.
AUGGCGGAAGCCGUGCCGCAUCACCCGGCCCUGCCCUCGGGGCUGCUGGAGCUGUGCGCGCUGCUGGGGGCCCCCCGGGACAGCCUCCCCAGCCCGGAGCAGGUUGCCCAGAGGAAGGGCGUCAAGGGCCCGUCUUCUCUGGAUCCGGCGGUGCUGUCAGUCUUCGUGCCUCCUUUUGUCAUGAAGGAGGACAGUCAGCUGGCUGGCAUGAACUGCAUGACUCUGGGUAAGAACAGGAAGCGCUCCUUCCGGAAGAAGAGAGAGAGGCCCAGAGUGGAGCUGGGGAAGGGUGUCCCCGGCGGCCCCAGGGGCCCAGACCCCGAGGACGUGAGCAUCCCCAACGGCGUGGACCUGCUGGCUCUUCCGCAGCUCUGCUUCCCAGGGGGAUUGUGUGUGGCCUCUGAGCCCAGAGAGGACUGCAUCCACUUUCUGGUGCUGACCGACGUCUGCGGCAACAGAACCUAUGGCGUGGUGGCACAGUACUACCGACCCCUGCACGACGAGUACUGCUUCUACAACGGCAAGACGCAUUGGGAGGCAUCGGGACUGGGCGGGGGUGCGGCCGGCUGCUUCGUGCCCUUCGCGGUGUGUGUGGUCUCCAGGUUCCCCUAUUACAACGCCCUCAAGGACUGUCUCUCCUGUUUAUUGACUCAUCUGAAGUUCUGUAAAGAUUUCGAAGUUGACAAUCACAUAAAAGAUUUUGCUGCAAAGCUGUGUUUAAUACCUAGCCCGCCACCUGGACCACUCCAUUUGAUAUUUAACAUGAAACCACUACAGAUCGUGUUUCCCUCGAGAGCAGACCCCGAGAGCCCCCUCAUCGACCUGGACCUUCACCUGCCCCUGCUGUGCUUCAGACCUGAGAAGGUGCUACAGAUCCUUGCCUGCCUCCUGACGGAGCAGCGCGUCGUGUUCUUCUCGUCCAGCUGGGCCCUGCUGACGCUCGUGGCCGAGUGCUUCAUGGCCUACCUGCACCCCCUGCAGUGGCAGCACACCUUCGUGCCCAUCCUGUCUGGGCAGAUGCUGGACUUCCUCAUGGCGCCCACCUCCUUCCUCAUGGGCUGCCACCUGGACCACUUCGAGGAGGUCAGCAAGGAAGCUGAUGGUUUAAUUUUGAUAAACAUCGACAAUGGGAACAUCACCUACUCUAACGAUGAGGAGGUUGAUGUUCCUGACAUCCCUCUCCUGGCUGCACAGACGUUUAUUCAGAGGGUCCAGAGCCUUCAGCUGCACCACGAGCUGGACCUGGCUCACCUCUGCACCAGCACGGAUGUGAACGAGGGCCGGGCCUCCAGGCGGGCCUGGCAGCAGCAGCUCAACUGCCAGAUCCAGCAGAUGACCCUGCAGCUGCUCGUCAGCAUCUUCAGGGAAGUGAAGAAUCACUUGAAUUAUGAACACAGAGUGUUCAAUAGUGAAGAGUUUCUCAAAACAAGAGCUCUAGGGGACCAGCAGUUUUAUAAGCAGGUCCUGGAUACAUACAUGUUUCACGCCUUCCUCAAGGCCCGGCUCAGCAGAAGGAUGGACGCCUUUGCCCAGAUGGACCUCCACACGCAGUCCGAGGAGGACAGGAUAAACGGGAUGCUCCUGAGUCCGAGGAGACCCACAAUCGAGAAGAUGGCCAGCCGGAAGUCCUCAGCCCCGCACGCAGCCCACCGGCGCAUGGUGGUCAGCAUGCCCAACCUGCAGGACAUCACGGUGCCCGAGCUGCCGCCCCGGAACUCAUCGCUUCGGAAGAUACAGACCAUGGAGUGUGGGAGCAGCCGCGCAGUUCUGGACGUGCCCCCUAAGUCGACGCACACCUUCAAGAUCCCGGAAAUCCACUUCCCGCUGGUGGCCCAGUGCGUGCAGGCGUUCUACGCAGACUGCGUGGCCCAGCUGAGCAAGGCAAUGGGCUCGCUGGCCCCCGAGAACUCGGUGCUGCUGGCCAGGUACUUCUACCUCCGGGGGCUGGUGCAGCUGAUGCAGGGCCACCUGCUGGGCGCCCUGCUGGACUUCCAGAGCCUGUACAAGACCGACAUGCGCGUCUUCCCUGCUGACCUCGUCCAGACAACCGUGGAGUCCCUGUCGGCGCCCGAGCGCACACAGGCUGAGCGCACGCCCGAGCUGCGCCGGCUCAUCAGUGAGGUCAUGGACAGGCCCGUGGACACCCCCAAGGCCGACGACCGUGUCAAGAACUUUGAGCUGCCCAAGAAGCACAUGCAGCUGGACGACUUCGUGAAGAGGGUGCAGGAGUCAGGCAUCGUGAAGGACGCUGGCAUCAUACACCGGCUGUUCGAGGCGCUGACUGUAGGACACCAGAAACAGAUUGACCCAGAAACGUUCAAAGACUUCUACAACUGCUGGAAGGAGGCAGAAGCAGAGGCGCAGGAGGUCAGCCUGCCUUUGUCGGUGAUGGAGCAGCUGGACAAAAAUGAGUGUGUGUACAAGCUGUCGCGCUCUGUCAAGACGAAUCGUGGGGUAGGCAAGAUUGCCAUGACCCAGAAGCGCCUGUUCCUCCUCACGGAGGGCAGGCCGGGCUACGUGGAGAUCUCCACCUUCAGGAACAUAGAGGAUGUCAGAAGCACCAUGGCCACUUUUCUGCUCCUGAGAAUUCCCACUUUAAAGAUCAAAACAGCAUCCAAGAAAGAAGUCUUUGAGGCUAACCUCAAGACGGAGUGUGACCUCUGGCACCUGAUGGUGAAGGAGAUGUGGGCCGGGAGGAAGCUGGCUGACGACCACAAGGACCCCCAGUACGUACAGCAGGCGCUGACCCACAUUCUCCUGAUGGAUGCAGUCGUCGGCACGCUGCAGUCACCAGGAGCCAUCUAUGCGGCCUCCAAGUUGUCCUACUUUGAUAGGAUGAAGAAUGAAAUGCCCAUGGCAGUUCCGAAGACGACCUCGGAAACCCUGAAACACAAGAUCAACCCCUCGGCGGGGGAGACCGCCCCACAGGCCAUUGAUGUGCUGCUCUACACCCCAGGGCAUCUUGACCCAGCGGAAAAAGUGGAGGAUGCUCACCCCAAAUUAUGGUGCGCGCUGAACGAGGGCAAGGUGAUCGUAUUCGACGCUUCCUCCUGGACGAUUCACCAGCACUGCUUUAGAGUGGGCACGUCUAGGCUGAACUGCAUGGUGAUGGCGGAGCAGAGCCAGGUGUGGGUCGGCUCGGAGGACUCGGUCAUCUACAUCAUCAAUGUCCACAGCAUGUCCUGCAACAAGCAGCUCACUGACCACCGCUCCAGCGUCACGGGCCUGGCUGUGCACGACGGUGUGCAGGCGACCAGUUCAACCUGUCGGCUGUCUCCAGGCCUUGAGGGCAGCCCCCGUCUGUUCCCUCGCUGUGGCCUGGGCCUGGAUCGGGGCCUGGCACACCGCAGGCCCUUGGACGCGGCUCCAGCUGUUACUGGGAGGGAGUGGAGCUCGUCCUGCUCCCUGCGGUUGGAGAUAGCUUUGACUAAAUGGACCUUUGUCAGAAAAGUAAUAUCUCUGCUUUUUAAUAAGCUAUCUAGGCCUGUAACACCAAGGCUACAGUUAGAGUGUCUCACGCCGCACUCAGAUGUGGGGAAGGGGCCGUGGCCUGCUGGUCACCCCGAGCCCCCACGGCCCUUUCGUCCCUGCGCUUCACGUUCACUCUGCCCACCCCUCAUCCUACUCUUCGGUCCUGCAGGCACUGGAGACAGCAUCCUGGUGGUGAACAUGAAUGGAUCUCCUUGUCAAGAGCUGAAGAUCGACGGGAGCUUUAAAGAGACAGGCACCUCCUUCCUGGGAUUCCAGCUCAUGCCCGAGCAGGAGCAGCUCUGGGCGGCCUGUGCCGGGUACCCUGACGUCUACGUCUGGAGCCUGCAGGACCUAGCCCAGCCCCCGCAGAGGAUCCAUCUCCAGGACUGCUCUGAGAUCAACUGCAUGAUCAGGGUGAAGAAGCAGAUCUGGGUGGGCGCCACGGGGCUGUCACAGGGGCGACUGAAGGGGAAGAUCUAUGUGAUGGACGCGGAGAGGAGGACGGUGGAGAAGGAGCUGGCGGCCCACGCGGACACGGUGAAGACGCUGUGCUCCGCGGAGGACAGAUACGUGCUGAGCGGCGCCGGCCGUGAGGAGGGGAAGAUCGCCAUCUGGAAGGUCGAGUGACCAAGGGGGCGUGUGCACUGUGAGCCAGGGAUGCACCUUCUGACAGCUGCUGGCGCUUCCCGAGGGGAGGCGAUCUGAGCCGGCCGGGGCUAUCUGCCCGGCGUCGGGGCGGGCCCACUGCAGGGCCUCCUGGGCUCUCUGACCGCUGUUGUCACACUUCCCCUCCUGGACGUUAGCUGAUGAAACUGGACCGUUUCCGGGGGUGGGGAGGUGUUUCUCAGGCAGCCUCUGCCGAGAAGCCCUCCCGUGCUGUCUGGAUGGUUCCAGGAUCUACACCCUGGGCCAGCGCCAGGCUAGCCGAGAGCCAUGGAGCUAAAGCACCUGUGAGCUGCAGACUGCCGGUCUCUGGCCAUGCUUUCCCACCCGCUGCCCUCACUCACUCAGCAGAUACCAGGCGCUGGGCUUACAGGAGGCAAGCGCCCGCACACUGACCUCUUGUUUCCAGUAAAGCUCAUGAGAAGGGCUGCUUCUAAAUGACCACGUUGUGGUUGAGUAGGUUUGUGCCUGCCCUUGCUGUCACCCGUUGGAGCAGGGGACAGAGCCCGCCCAGGGAGGGGACAGCAGUGGGGCGAGGCUGUCUGCACGGGGCUGAGGCAGGCUCUGUGUUUUUUCCUUUUUAACAAAUGCAGGGUUUUUUUUUUUUUUUUUCGUUUAUUUUUAUUAGUUGGAGG